GGGGCAAAAUGGACAACUGCAAAAUACCAAAGGGCAUCGCAAAAUCCCUUCAUUCCCCCGACUCACAACCCUUGUUCAUAGUCUCUCCCAGCUCUCUCUAUCUCAGUGGUUAGUUGUUUUCCCUUCAACUCCUCCAAUCAACGAUCCGACGAGUCUGGGGGAAGCCCUAACCUUAAAAAUCCGCUCACAGAAACGCAACCUCUCUCUUCCUCGAGCUCUCUUUAUCGCUUUCAGUCAUGGCUAGUUCGGCACCUGAGGGAUCGCAAUUUGAUGCUCGUCAGUUUGAUGCUAAAAUGAAUGAGUUACUUGGAGCCGAUGGGCAAGAGUUCUUCACGUCAUAUGAUGAGGUUUAUGACAGUUUUGAUGCUAUGGGAUUGCAAGAGAACCUCUUAAGAGGAAUCUAUGCUUAUGGUUUUGAGAAGCCCUCUGCAAUUCAGCAAAGGGGGAUUGUUCCUUUCUGCAAGGGUCUUGAUGUGAUUCAACAAGCACAGUCUGGAACUGGAAAAACGGCUACUUUUUGUUCUGGAAUUUUACAGCAGCUUGACUAUGGUUUGGUUGAAUGCCAGGCCUUGGUUCUUGCUCCUACUAGAGAACUUGCACAACAGAUUGAGAAGGUCAUGCGUGCCCUAGGUGACUAUUUGGGUGUCAAGGUUCAUGCCUGUGUUGGCGGAACAAGUGUUCGUGAGGAUCAACGAAUUCUUUCUGCCGGGGUCCAUGUUGUUGUUGGUACCCCUGGUCGUGUGUUUGACAUGCUGCGGAGGCAAUCACUGCGCCCUGAUUACAUUAAGAUGUUUGUGCUAGACGAAGCAGAUGAAAUGCUUUCACGAGGAUUCAAGGAUCAGAUCUAUGAUAUCUUCCAGCUGCUGCCACCAAAAAUUCAGGUUGGGGUUUUCUCUGCAACAAUGCCGCCUGAGGCCCUUGAGAUCACCAGAAAGUUCAUGAAUAAGCCUGUGAGGAUUCUGGUUAAACGUGAUGAGCUCACCCUUGAAGGUAUCAAGCAAUUCUAUGUCAAUGUUGACAAGGAGGAAUGGAAGCUUGAGACGCUUUGUGAUCUUUAUGAAACCUUGGCAAUCACCCAAAGUGUCAUCUUUGUGAACACCAGGCGCAAGGUCGAUUGGCUGACAGACAAGAUGCGUGGUCGUGAUCACACAGUUUCUGCCACCCAUGGAGACAUGGACCAAAAUACAAGGGACAUCAUCAUGCGGGAAUUCAGGUCUGGGUCCUCUCGUGUACUCAUCACCACUGAUCUCCUGGCCAGGGGUAUUGAUGUCCAGCAAGUCUCUCUUGUUAUAAAUUAUGAUCUUCCAACUCAGCCAGAGAACUACCUCCAUCGAAUUGGCCGUAGUGGACGGUUUGGGAGGAAGGGUGUUGCCAUCAAUUUUGUUACCACGGACGAUGAGAGGAUGCUCUUUGACAUCCAGAAGUUCUAUAAUGUGGUGAUUGAGGAGCUGCCAGCCAAUGUUGCUGAUCUCCUUUGAUUCAUUUUUAGCGUGGCAUGGCUAAUGGCUUUUCAUCUGGAAGAGCGAUGGUUAUUACUUCCUUUCUCCUGGGUCGCAGGCCUUUUUGGGCUCCUCAGCACUCGAUAUGGAUAUGCCCUUUCCCAUUUUGGGUGUAAAAGAAUUAUCUAUGGUUGCAAAUUUUGAUGUGGGUUUGCUAUGUAUUAUUAUGCCUAUGAGAAUUGCUGAAUUGAUUGUAGUUUGGAUUGACCUCAUCUUGAUUUAAGAUGAAUUUGGGUGUCUCAGUCUGUGUGAGUGGGGAAUGUUAUUUGACCAUGCUGUGAUACUGAGCUUGGUCUAUUACUUCUCUUCAAACUGUUUUACUACUGUAUCUCUUCUCUCUCCAUGUGUGUUUGAAAACAGGUAUUUCUUUUGUGCUGAAA
Messenger RNA from Carya illinoinensis, 1879 nucleotides. Its product is annotated as eukaryotic initiation factor 4A-2. Gene Ontology annotation, biological process: cytoplasmic translational initiation. The record is from RefSeq and is a predicted model, not a curated record. The transcript has 5 exons. Gene Ontology annotation, molecular function: translation initiation factor activity; RNA helicase activity; ATP binding. Gene Ontology annotation, cellular component: cytoplasmic stress granule. Lineage: Eukaryota; Viridiplantae; Streptophyta; Magnoliopsida; Fagales; Juglandaceae. The coding region runs from base 237 to 1478 and encodes 413 amino acids.